Megalops cyprinoides (Indo-Pacific tarpon) is the source of this 3297-nucleotide messenger RNA. Its product is annotated as transient receptor potential cation channel subfamily A member 1-like. The transcript is spliced from 28 exons. The record is from RefSeq and is a predicted model, not a curated record. Gene Ontology annotation, biological process: transmembrane transport; monoatomic ion transport. NCBI's taxonomy places the organism in Eukaryota, Metazoa, Chordata, Actinopteri, Elopiformes, Megalopidae. Gene Ontology annotation, cellular component: membrane. Gene Ontology annotation, molecular function: protein binding; monoatomic ion channel activity. Bases 1 to 3297 code for a protein of 1098 amino acids.
AUGAAGUGCCAGAUGAACCAGCAGACAGGGGUCUAUGAAUGUGUGAUCUCCGAAGAUGAGUCAGCCCAAACCUCUCCAAACGUGUUUGAGUGGGGUCUCCAUGGUAAUGUGGCUGGCCUGGAGAGCCUGGUGAGGACACACCCAGAGCACCUGGUCACCUGCGACCCCAGCGGCGCCACGCCGCUGCACUAUGCCGCAGCCGGGGGGAGCCAGAGAGCCAUCGGGGUCAUCGCCAAGGCAAUCGCCCCAGAGGACCUGAACGCACGGGAUGAGCAGGGUAACACCCCGCUGCACUGGGCGGUGGAGAAGAAGCAGGCGGAGAGCUGUUCGGCCCUGCUGGACCUGGGGGCCGACCCCAACGUCCUGAACCACGCCUGCAUGGCCCCCCUCCACCUGGCCAUCAGCCUGCAGCACAACGCCCUGGUGGAGCUUUUGCUGGGUCACAGCAAAACGGACGCGAACCUGGAGGGCGACCUGGGAAACACACCCGUGAUGCUGGCGUGCUCCAUCGACAACCACGAGGCGCUUUGCAUUCUGCUGGACCACGGUGCCAAGAUGUGUCACCAGAACCGGCUCGGCCACUUUGCAAUCCACGCCGCCGCCUUCGCCGGCGCCAAAAAAUCCAUGGAGGUGAUUCUCAAAAAAGGUGAAGAGAUUGGUCACCCCGUUGAGCAGCACAUGAACUGUCUCGAUAAGUCGUUCUGCAGUCCGCUUCACCUGGCCGUCCGAGGAGGGAAUAUAGAGGUGAUUAGGCUUUGCAUUGAGAACGGCGCAAAAAUCGACCAACAGCAGUGCGACAAAUCCACGGCUCUGCACUUCGCCUGCACGCAAGGCGCCACGGAGGCCAUCAAGCUCAUGCUGUCGUCUUACAGCCGCCCGGAGGACGUCAUCAACAUCACGGACGGUGCGCACCAAACCCCGCUGCACCGGGCAACAAUAUUUGAUCAUGUUGAGCUGGCAGAGUACCUCAUUUUAAAGGGUGCGGAUAUUGACUGCGUGGACUGCAAAGGUCACUCCCCCCUCCUGCUGGCCACCAGCUGCGGAGCCUGGAAGACCGUGGAGAUGCUGGUGUCACGCGGAGCCAAUCUGAAAAUAAAAGACAAGUUUGGCUGCAACUUCCUGCAUAUUGCCGUUCUCCAACCGAAAGGGCUGAAAAAUCUCCCGGAGGAAGUACUGCAGAAUGUGAAGGACCUGCUGAGCGAUGAGGAUGACGAGGGCUGCACCCCGCUUCACUACGCCUGCAAACUGGGGAUCCCCGAAUCGGUCAAGAACAUUCUGGGCCUCCAGGUGUCUCUGGGACACAAGUCCAAACAGAAGAAGUCCGCUCUCCACUUCACAGCGGAAUAUGGGCGUAUUAACACAUGCCACAGGCUGCUGGAGACCAUAACGGACGCCCGUCUCCUUAACGAGGGAGACGAGAGGGGCCUGACCCCCCUGCACCUGGCCUCCCGGGGCGGGCACACCAAGGUAGUACAACUGCUGCUCAGGAAGGGGGCGCUGUUUCACAGUGACUAUAAAGGCUGGACCUGUUUGCAUCAUGCGGCGUCGCAAGGGUUCACUCGCACCAUGAGCAUCCUCCUGAGCUCCAACAUCAACCUGCUGGACAAAGCUGACGAGGACGGGAACACAGCACUGCACCUGGCUGCCAAGGAGGGCCACACCUCAGCGGUGAGAAUGCUGCUGGACAGGGGAGCGAAGAUCACCCUCAACAAGAACGACGCCUCCUUCUUCCACGAAGCAGUGCAUCAUGGGAGAAAGGACACGGCCAACACCAUCAUCAAGAGUGAAAGGUGCACAGAGGCAUUUAAAGUGAGUUCAGCGAAACGUUGCAUCGUUCGGGACCUUAUAGAGUUUCUUCCGGAGUCGUGCAAGUGUCUUUUGGACACCUGUGUGAAGGAAUCGGACGAUGACGUCAACAGCUAUGACUACUGUGUUCACUACAAUUUUCGCUGCCUGCAAGCUCCCAUACAGGCGGGUGGUCACGAUAAGCAAGACAAAGGACACCGGACGAAGCCCCUUGUGGCUCUCAAUGCCAUGGUUCAUUUCGACCGCAUCGAGCUUCUGACCCACCCGUUGUGCAAGAAAUACUUGCAGAUGAAAUGGAGUGCUUACGGUGUCAAAGCCCAUGUGCUGAACCUGGCUGUCUACUCCCUGGGCCUGUUACCCCUGUCCUUCCUUAUAGUGAAGAUGAGGCCGACGAUCAGCAUGACCGGGAACGGAACAUCCAUCAACAUGGUGUCUACCUCACUGGACCAGCAAAGCUACUUUCUCACCAGUUGUAUGUUCCUGGUCGUCGCCAUGAACCUGUACGCCAUCGGUAAGGAGGUGGUGCAGAUCAUGCAGCAGGGUUCGAACUACUUCCGAGACGCCUCCAACGGGCUGGACUGGGUCACGGCUGUCAUGUCCCUGCUGUUCGUGGUCCCUUUGCUGAUGGACAUCAGGAGCACGCUACACUGGCAGGCUGGAGCCUGGGCUAUCCUGGCAUCCUGGAUGAACUUCCUCCUCUACCUCCAACGGUUCGAGCAUUUCGGGAUCUAUGUGGUGAUGGUGCGGGAGAUCAUGAGGACCCUGCUCAGCAUCAUUAUCCUCUUCUUCUUCCUCAUGCUGGCCUUCGCCCUGUCCUUCUACGCUCUGCUGAUUGGCCAGAGGCAUUUCGGAGGACUGGAUCUGUCGGUGAUGCAGACCUUUGUCAUGAUGGUGGGCGAGAUAAACUACCAGGAGAACUUCCUGACCCCCUAUCUGAAAGGCACUCUCCCAUUCCCCUUCGUCACCUACGUGGUCUUCAUCUGGUUCGUCCUCCUCAUUCCGAUCCUCCUCAUGAACCUGCUGAUCGGUUUAGCAGUCGGAGACAUCGCAGAGGUACAGAGGAACGCAGCCCUGAAGAGAAUCGCAAUGCAAAUCGACCUCCACACAAAUCUUGAGGAGCGUCUGCCCUACUGGAUCAUGAGACGGGUGGACCAGGACGAGAUCACCGAAUACCCCAACCGAGCCUGCAAAGCUAAGUUGUGCAGCUUGGUAUCAGCCGAAGCCAGGACAGCGGUGCACACUCGCCUAAACACCGCCACCCACCAGUCAACACCACUGGAACAGGAGAUGAACAAGCAGAAGUACAGGUUAAAGGAAAUGUCCAGCAUGUUGGAGAAGCAGCACCAGCUGCUGAAGCUGAUCAUUCAGAAGAUGGAGAUAUACUCUGAAGCUGAGGACCCCGACGGCCCCCAGAUUGCCCCGGGUCCCAAGGUCCUCUCCCAGAGGAGCAAGUGGAUUCCCUUACUCAAAGCCGUGAGGACCAUGAAGUGA